AUGGUGGCGGGUCCGCGGAGGCUACCGGUGGACGUGGAGGUCCACGCCGUCAUCUACCGGGCCCACCGGCCGCCGGGACGUCGUCAGCGUCGUCGUCGGAGUCGUCGCGAAGUAAGUUGUCAUGGAGCGAAGGAGAGGGUGAAGGUGGGGCAGGCCGGAGUCUGCCAGGAGAGUCAGCCUGGAGGUGGCGCGGGGGAGUCCGAGAAGGAGACGAAUCCCCAGGAAGAAGUAAGUUGUCAUGGAGCGAAGGAGAGGGUGAAGGUGGGGCAGGCCGGAGUCUGCCAGGAGAGUCAGCCUGGAGGUGGCGCGGGGGAGUCCGAGAAGGAGACGAAUCCCCAGGAAUAUCGGUGCCAGCUGCGCCAAGACCGCCCUGGAUUGAGUCUUCAUGGAAGCAAGGUGCGGGAUGAAAGUGAAGGUACUGUCCAGGGUCACCCCCAGAUAGCGGACCUCGGCGGCGGCAGUCAGAAGCUGCUGGAGUUGCGGUGCCUGGUGCUGCUCCUGGUGGCGGGAUCUACAAGCUGCUGGCCUGCGCGGGACUUCGCCGAGCGCCGCCUGGAUGGUGCUGCCCCUGGUGGCGGCCUGCGCAACUCCGUGCUGCCCGCGCCCUGUGUCGUCAUCGCAGGCGAUCGUCUGCUGAAUAAUGAGCUGGCCGACAUCCUUCACCGCUGGACGCCCGACCUGGUGCUGCUCACCGAGACCUGGCUCAAGCCGCACUUGGCGCUUGACGUCCCGGGCUACGUGUGCCACCGGGCUGACCGCCAUGCUGGGCCGCGGGGCGGGGUUGCUGUGCUGGUGCGGUGCCACAUCCCCCACUACCGCCGUGCUGUUCCUGCGCUGGCCGCGGCGGAGGCGGUGGCUGUUCGGCUGACGUCCACGCGCCCGGCCCUCACGGUGGCGGCCGUCUACCUGCAGCCUAAUCGGGUGCUGCCCGCGGCGGACCUGCUGCUGCUGGCCCGGCUGGAUGGUGCUGUCCUGCUGGCUGGCGAUUUUAACUGCCGCCAUACUCGCUGGGGCUGCGCCGCCGACACCUUCCGUGGCCGCGCCCUCUUGCGGUUCACCGCAGCGUGCGACCUCACCAUCCAUGCGCCUCCUUCGCCUACUUACUGUCCUACCCGGGCUAACCAGCGCCCUUCUGUUCUGGAUUUGUGCCUGACCACCCAACGGCUCACCGUCGUUUCCUUGGCCGUCCUCUCUGACCUCGCCUCGGAUCACUUACCGGUGGUCGGUGUUCUCCAGGGUCUUCUGGCUGCUGGCCCUCCUCUGCGGCGGCGCGACUACCAGCGGGCGGAUUGGCCGGCCUUUCGGAGGCACCUGGAUGACCAGCUGGACCUGGGGCUGACGGUGGCGACCCCUGAGGACCUGGAUGACGUGGUGGAGCGGUUCGCUGCCGCCAUUGGCUGUGCGGAGCGUGCGGCCAUCCCGUUGCGGCCUGUGCGCCCGGGGGGCAAGCCUUUGCCACCACCCCUGCGUGCGCUGAUCCGGAUGCGGAAUGCUGCCCGGCGUUGCUGGCAGCGCCUGCGCCACCCCCAGGCGCUGGAGGAAUACCGGUACUACAAGGGCCGCUGCCGCCGUGCCGUUACCGACUGGCAGGCCUCUCAGCACCUUCUGGCCUUGCAGUCUUUAUCGGCGCAGACGGGCUCGGUGUGGGGCUACGUCCGGGGCCUGCGCUCCCGUGCCGCUGGUGUCCCGCCGCUACAGUCUGGUCAGCGCUUCCUGGAUGACCCCCGGGAUAAAGCGGAGCUGUUGGCGGGCCACUUCGAGUCCACCUUCGUGCCGCACGCUGUCCCGGCGGCUGGGCCGACCGCUGCCGCCUUCCGGGAUCUGCCGCCGCUGCCGCUCCCGGCCGCCGUGGGCUCCCUGCUGGUCACGCCUCGUGAGGUGGAGCGUGCCGUGGGCCGGCUGAAGCUGGGGAAGGCUCCUGGCCCUGAUGGUGUGCGCCCCGUUUUGGUGAAAUCCCUCUCCCGGAAGGCGCUUAUUUAUUUCACCAAGCUGUGCAACUUCAGUCUUCUUCUGGCGCACUUUCCUCUGCCGUGGCGUCAUGCUGUGAUCGUCCCGGUCCCCAAGACACACCCUGCCUCUCCAGAUGUUGCCCAGUACCGGCCUAUCUCUCUGCUGUCUUGCCUCUCCAAGGUGUUCGAACGCAUGCUUCUUGGUCGCCUGGGGCUGCAUCUAGCGGUCCAUGGUUCCCUGCCUGAUUUCCAGUUUGGGUUCCGCCGGCACUUGUCGGCCCUCCAUGCUGUUGCGUACGUGUCCGACCUGAUUACGGCCGGCUUCAACCGGCGGGCGCAUUCCAUCCUCGUGCUGCUGGACUUGAAGCGCGCCUUCGACUCGGUCCACCAUGCCGCUUUGGUGCACAAGCUGCGGCAGACGGAGCUCAGUCCUCAUCUGCUGAAUCUCCUACAGAGUUUCCUCGCUGACCGCACGUUUGCUGUCCGAGUUGGUGGCGCGCUCUCCGGGAUUCAUCGGGUGGCUGCUGGAGUGCCGCAGGGGGCGAUCCUGAGUCCUACGCUGUUCGCUGUGUUCCUGGCGGACAUGGCGCCCCCGCCUGGGGCUACUUUGGCGCUCUACGCAGACGACACGGCGGUCCUGGUGACCGGCGACGAUGCGCAGGUGCUGCAAGCGCAGGCGCAGGUGGCGUUGCGUCAUUUGAGCGGCUACAUGGCCUCCUGGGGUAUCUUACCCAAUCCUGCGAAGACCCAGGUGCUCUUCUGCACCAAGCGCCGCCGGCGGCCCCCGGCCCCACUGGUGCUCCUGGGCGUCUUGCUGCCGUACUUGCCUGCCGUGAAGUACCUGGGGGUGUUGCUGGACGCCACCUUCACCUGGCAGCCCCACAUCACGGCGGCGGUUCGGAAGACCCGGAUUCUGCACAGGACGUUGCGGCCGGUGCUGGGGGCGCGGAGUGGCGUGCCUCAGCCGACGCGGCUGUUGGUGUACAAGACCUACAUCCUGCCGGUCUUGCUGUACGCAUCGGUGGUUUGGGCGACGCUCCCCCGGACUUGCUGGCGCCCCAUCAAUUCGGUGCUGCACGCUGGCCUGCGUCUGGUGCUCGGGUACCCGCUGUGGACGCCCGUGGAAUUGUUGUACCGCCUCUCUGGACUCCGGCGGCCGGUGGAGAUGGUUGCUGCCUUCGCCCAGCGGUUCUUCCGACGCAACGAGCGCAGCCUCAACCCCGGCGGCAGUCAGAAGCUGCUGGAGUUGCGGUGCCUGGUGCUGCUCCUGGUGGCGGGAUCUACAAGCUGCUGGCCUGCGCGGGACUUCGCCGAGCGCCGCCUGGAUGGUGCUGCCCCUGGUGGCGGCCUGCGCAACUCCGUGCUGCCCGCGCCCUGUGUCGUCAUCGCAGGCGAUCGUCUGCUGAAUAAUGAGCUGGCCGACAUCCUUCACCGCUGGACGCCCGACCUGGUGCUGCUCACCGAGACCUGGCUCAAGCCGCACUUGGCGCUUGACGUCCCGGGCUACGUGUGCCACCGGGCUGACCGCCAUGCUGGGCCGCGGGGCGGGGUUGCUGUGCUGGUGCGGUGCCACAUCCCCCACUACCGCCGUGCUGUUCCUGCGCUGGCCGCGGCGGAGGCGGUGGCUGUUCGGCUGACGUCCACGCGCCCGGCCCUCACGGUGGCGGCCGUCUACCUGCAGCCUAAUCGGGUGCUGCCCGCGGCGGACCUGCUGCUGCUGGCCCGGCUGGAUGGUGCUGUCCUGCUGGCUGGCGAUUUUAACUGCCGCCAUACUCGCUGGGGCUGCGCCGCCGACACCUUCCGUGGCCGCGCCCUCUUGCGGUUCACCGCAGCGUGCGACCUCACCAUCCAUGCGCCUCCUUCGCCUACUUACUGUCCUACCCGGGCUAACCAGCGCCCUUCUGUUCUGGAUUUGUGCCUGACCACCCAACGGCUCACCGUCGUUUCCUUGGCCGUCCUCUCUGACCUCGCCUCGGAUCACUUACCGGUGGUCGGUGUUCUCCAGGGUCUUCUGGCUGCUGGCCCUCCUCUGCGGCGGCGCGACUACCAGCGGGCGGAUUGGCCGGCCUUUCGGAGGCACCUGGAUGACCAGCUGGACCUGGGGCUGACGGUGGCGACCCCUGAGGACCUGGAUGACGUGGUGGAGCGGUUCGCUGCCGCCAUUGGCUGUGCGGAGCGUGCGGCCAUCCCGUUGCGGCCUGUGCGCCCGGGGGGCAAGCCUUUGCCACCACCCCUGCGUGCGCUGAUCCGGAUGCGGAAUGCUGCCCGGCGUUGCUGGCAGCGCCUGCGCCACCCCCAGGCGCUGGAGGAAUACCGGUACUACAAGGGCCGCUGCCGCCGUGCCGUUACCGACUGGCAGGCCUCUCAGCACCUUCUGGCCUUGCAGUCUUUAUCGGCGCAGACGGGCUCGGUGUGGGGCUACGUCCGGGGCCUGCGCUCCCGUGCCGCUGGUGUCCCGCCGCUACAGUCUGGUCAGCGCUUCCUGGAUGACCCCCGGGAUAAAGCGGAGCUGUUGGCGGGCCACUUCGAGUCCACCUUCGUGCCGCACGCUGUCCCGGCGGCUGGGCCGACCGCUGCCGCCUUCCGGGAUCUGCCGCCGCUGCCGCUCCCGGCCGCCGUGGGCUCCCUGCUGGUCACGCCUCGUGAGGUGGAGCGUGCCGUGGGCCGGCUGAAGCUGGGGAAGGCUCCUGGCCCUGAUGGUGUGCGCCCCGUUUUGGUGAAAUCCCUCUCCCGGAAGGCGCUUAUUUAUUUCACCAAGCUGUGCAACUUCAGUCUUCUUCUGGCGCACUUUCCUCUGCCGUGGCGUCAUGCUGUGAUCGUCCCGGUCCCCAAGACACACCCUGCCUCUCCAGAUGUUGCCCAGUACCGGCCUAUCUCUCUGCUGUCUUGCCUCUCCAAGGUGUUCGAACGCAUGCUUCUUGGUCGCCUGGGGCUGCAUCUAGCGGUCCAUGGUUCCCUGCCUGAUUUCCAGUUUGGGUUCCGCCGGCACUUGUCGGCCCUCCAUGCUGUUGCGUACGUGUCCGACCUGAUUACGGCCGGCUUCAACCGGCGGGCGCAUUCCAUCCUCGUGCUGCUGGACUUGAAGCGCGCCUUCGACUCGGUCCACCAUGCCGCUUUGGUGCACAAGCUGCGGCAGACGGAGCUCAGUCCUCAUCUGCUGAAUCUCCUACAGAGUUUCCUCGCUGACCGCACGUUUGCUGUCCGAGUUGGUGGCGCGCUCUCCGGGAUUCAUCGGGUGGCUGCUGGAGUGCCGCAGGGGGCGAUCCUGAGUCCUACGCUGUUCGCUGUGUUCCUGGCGGACAUGGCGCCCCCGCCUGGGGCUACUUUGGCGCUCUACGCAGACGACACGGCGGUCCUGGUGACCGGCGACGAUGCGCAGGUGCUGCAAGCGCAGGCGCAGGUGGCGUUGCGUCAUUUGAGCGGCUACAUGGCCUCCUGGGGUAUCUUACCCAAUCCUGCGAAGACCCAGGUGCUCUUCUGCACCAAGCGCCGCCGGCGGCCCCCGGCCCCACUGGUGCUCCUGGGCGUCUUGCUGCCGUACUUGCCUGCCGUGAAGUACCUGGGGGUGUUGCUGGACGCCACCUUCACCUGGCAGCCCCACAUCACGGCGGCGGUUCGGAAGACCCGGAUUCUGCACAGGACGUUGCGGCCGGUGCUGGGGGCGCGGAGUGGCGUGCCUCAGCCGACGCGGCUGUUGGUGUACAAGACCUACAUCCUGCCGGUCUUGCUGUACGCAUCGGUGGUUUGGGCGACGCUCCCCCGGACUUGCUGGCGCCCCAUCAAUUCGGUGCUGCACGCUGGCCUGCGUCUGGUGCUCGGGUACCCGCUGUGGACGCCCGUGGAAUUGUUGUACCGCCUCUCUGGACUCCGGCGGCCGGUGGAGAUGGUUGCUGCCUUCGCCCAGCGGUUCUUCCGACGCAACGAGCGCAGCCUCAACCCGUUGGUGCGGUCCAUCGGUGACUACGACGUUGCGGAGCCCCAUGCGCAUCCUCGGAUACGAGACUUUCUUCGUGCCGAUCCCCCCUAACUUUGACAUUUUUACGUGCUGUGCGUCGUUUGUCUCUUGCGGUCUUUGGUGUGCCUUGUGUGCUUCGGUGUGUUUGUGUUUUUCUUUUUCAGGUUAUUUUGGACUGUAAUUGGUUACUUGUGUCAGGGUGAUGAUUGUAUAUUAGUGUCUUGUUUGCUGUUUGUGUUUAUUAAAUGAGUGUUUUGUGUGCCUUCCCCCUCCCUCCUAGGCCCACUUGGUUCUUUGUUAGGGUUCGGGGGGGUGCUCUUGUUCAGCCUUCUGCUGUAAUUUAUUUAUUUAGGGUUCUGUGUCCUUGUUUAACUUCUUGCCUGCGCUGGGUGUAUUUUGUGCUUUUGUUCUGCGCCACGCUUUUCGUGGGUGCCUCCUGGCCUCUUUCUGGCCUUUUUAUUGUUGGGGCUUUAGUUUUUAAACGGAUCCCCCAUUAGUUUGCUGUUUCUGCUAUCACUUGUGCUUAUUAUAUAUUUUUAAUUAUUUCACUGUUUCUGAGACCAAUGUGGCUGCCUUCCUUUAAUUUAGGGAUUUUUUAUUCGCCUCACUAGGCAUUCUUUUUGCGAUGUUUUUAAUCGUCGCUUUCUUUUGUUGCCGCGACCCGCGAGUGUUCGGGUCGCCUCUUUUCCUCCUUUUUAUGGUUUCGGUGGCAUAUUGCCGCCCAUGCAUAGUUUUCGUUUUUUUUGUCUCGUGGUUGUUUUUGGGGUUUUUACUCCCCGCUUUUCGUCUCGCUAGCCGUUUAGGGGCUUCUCCUGUUGCCUGUUCUUGCUUCCUUUUUCCUUUUUCAAUUUGUUUCGGGGUUUUUCGUGUUUUUCCCCCAAUUUGUUUUCGACUUGUUUUCUGCCUUUCUUUUUCAGUGUUUUUCUUUUCAAUUUGUUUUCAUGUAAGAGCCUGCGGCUGAGGCAUGUAUUGUUCCUUUUUCCUUGUAAACCGAUCACAGGUGUAUUUUAUUUUCUGUCAAUACAAUUAUUUGAACUU
Molecule: messenger RNA, 6942 nt
Organism: Bacillus rossius redtenbacheri
Lineage: Eukaryota; Metazoa; Arthropoda; Insecta; Phasmatodea; Bacillidae
Exons: 8
Coding region: 1-5976 (1991 amino acids)
Molecular function (GO): catalytic activity
Source: RefSeq, a predicted model, not a curated record